This is a messenger RNA of Colletes gigas, 2585 nucleotides long. Its product is annotated as potassium voltage-gated channel protein Shaw-like. Lineage: Eukaryota; Metazoa; Arthropoda; Insecta; Hymenoptera; Colletidae. Gene Ontology annotation, molecular function: delayed rectifier potassium channel activity; protein binding. The transcript is spliced from 5 exons. Gene Ontology annotation, biological process: potassium ion transmembrane transport; protein homooligomerization. The coding region runs from base 413 to 2041 and encodes 542 amino acids. Gene Ontology annotation, cellular component: voltage-gated potassium channel complex; neuronal cell body membrane; dendrite membrane. The record is from RefSeq and is a predicted model, not a curated record.
GUCGAGACUGCCCGAGCCCCCGUCUGACGUUUCGUUGGCCGCGAUAUCACGGAACGGGUUGCAAUCCGAUGACCUUCUGGUCGCGCGAUGAGAAUCAACCGGUAACCGGGAGCCGCGAGAACGCAACCGACGUAAGGAGGACGCGACGCCGCGUCGGUGACACGGAGGAUCUGUAACGUGCCCAGUUAGCCGGACACACGGAGCGGAAACUAGUGUCCAUUGUGCGAGAGCCAGCAGCGGUGCGCUCGCGACCAGCGCCAUCGUCGCCGCCAGAGCAUCGACGCGGAGGAUGCGGAAGCGGAAUAGUGUCGUUGAGAUGCCGCGAAGGAGCCCCGAGACAUGAAGAGACCGCGACCGAGGGCCGCGUGGGUUUCUCUGAGUCAGGAGCGGCGGUAGCAGAGCCGUGAUCAAAAUGAGUCUUCUAAACAUGGAUUCGGAGAACCGCGUGGUCCUGAACGUGGGUGGAAUCCGGCACGAGACGUACAAGGCGACCCUGAAGAAGAUCCCCGCGACGAGGCUUUCGAGGCUGACCGAGGCCCUCGGGAACUACGACCCCAUCUUGAACGAGUACUUCUUCGACAGACAUCCGGGGGUCUUCGCCCAGGUCCUCAACUACUAUCGUACCGGAAAGCUCCACUAUCCGACGGAUGUUUGCGGGCCGUUGUUCGAGGAGGAGCUAGACUUCUGGGGUCUCGACUCCAAUCAGGUGGAGCCGUGUUGCUGGAUGACCUACACCCAGCAUCGGGACACGCAGGAAACGCUGACAGUCCUCGACAGGUUGGACCUCGAUACCGAGAAGCCCACCGACGAGGAACUGGCGAGGAAGUUCGGUUUCGAGGAGGCGUAUUACGACGGCACGCUGACGUGGUGGCAGAAGCUCAAGCCCCAGAUGUGGUCGCUGUUCGAUGAACCCUACUCCUCUUUGGCAGCCAAGGUGAUAAGCAUAGUCUCAGUCUUCUUCAUCUGCAUCUCGAUCGUGUCGUUCUGCCUGAAGACGCAUCCGGACAUGCGAGUGCCGGUGAUCGUGAACCGGACGGUGAACAUAGGCAACAUGACCUCGUGGGCAGUGGACAAAACGCACACGAACGCUCACGACUUCUUUUUCUACAUCGAGUGCAUGUGCAACGCCUGGUUUACCCUCGAGUUCCUGAUACGUAUCACCGCCAGCCCGAAUCGCUGCGUGUUCAUAAAGAGCUCGGUGAACCUGAUCGACAUGGUGGCGACGCUCAGCUUCUAUCUCGAUCUGGCGUUGCAGCGUUUCGCCUCCCAUCUGGAGAACGCGGACAUCCUCGAGUUUCUGAGCAUCAUACGCAUCAUGAGGCUGUUCAAGCUGACCCGUCACUCGUCCGGCCUGAAGAUCCUUAUACAGACGUUCCGCGCCUCGGCCAAGGAGCUCACGCUGCUGGUGUUCUUUCUGGUACUAGGGAUCGUGAUAUUCGCCAGCCUGGUCUAUUACGCCGAACGUACGCAGUACAAUCCGAAGAACGACUUCAAGAGCAUACCGUUGGGCCUGUGGUGGGCCCUGGUCACGAUGACCACCGUCGGUUACGGGGACAUGGUGCCGAAGACCUACGUCGGAAUGUUCGUUGGCGCGCUCUGCGCUCUAGCCGGCGUAUUAACGAUCGCCCUGCCCGUGCCCGUGAUCGUCAGCAACUUUGCGAUGUAUUACAGUCACACGCAGGCGCGAGCCAAGCUACCGAAGAAGAGACGCCGCGUACUUCCGGUCGAGCAGCCUAGAGUGAGGGCUUCGGGCGCUCCGCCAGGAAUGGCCGGAGUACCAGGGACUACUGGCCCACCGGGUUGCGCCCCGCAGCACAUGCCACCGGGUGGACCACUAUCGGCUACCGGUGCUCUAGCUCCUGGCCUUGGACAGACGCCUGGAGUUGGCUGCCCUGGAGUUCAAGGGCCCCAAAACAGACGGAUGAACGCCAUCAAGACCAAUCAUCCCAAGGAUGUUUCGUUCGCCACGAAAACAGAGGAGGACCGGAGGAACUCUAACCUACGGACUAACGGGACCAAGACAGCCGGAGGUUUGGGUUAAGCUGGAACCAAGGCUACUUCUCCACUGCCGAGGUGCACUCGACCCGGGGCGUUGGGAUGACCGUGUCGCGAGAGGAAAAUGGCGAGAGAAAACGUGGACGAUGGGGGAAAAAGGAUCGCCGGAGGAGCGGGGCUCAAGACGGGUAUCAAGAUUGCACGGUCUAUAAGGGAAUAGUAGAUCGCUGCGGACGAAAUGUCGGAUUUUUACUGCGACGGAUCGCGACGCGUGAAUUAUUCGAACCGUUCGUUCUCUUUCUUUUUACCAAGGGGAGCCGACUCGCCCUCGACUUUCACGCUUUUGAGUUGAGUUGAGUGAAGUUGACGAUUGGAUCUCGAUUACGGGAAUUUAAAUUAUAUUUGACCUUCGACGAGUACAGUUUAUAUGUAUUGUUAACGGGGGUGUGCAAACUCUGAAGAUUUACGAGGUCACGGAGGGUCAAUAAAUUCUCGAUCCACGCAGCGGAGUUGGGCAUCGAUCGCUGGAAUUAAUAGCGCACGAUUUACGAUUAUCUCCACUCUGCAGUGGAAUUUGCACGAAAUAUCGG